Messenger RNA from Rana temporaria (common frog), 4667 nucleotides. Its product is annotated as cadherin-10-like. The record is from RefSeq and is a predicted model, not a curated record. The transcript is spliced from 12 exons. Gene Ontology annotation, molecular function: cadherin binding; calcium ion binding. NCBI's taxonomy places the organism in Eukaryota, Metazoa, Chordata, Amphibia, Anura, Ranidae. Gene Ontology annotation, biological process: homophilic cell-cell adhesion; calcium-dependent cell-cell adhesion; cell-cell junction assembly. Bases 509 to 2872 code for a protein of 787 amino acids. Gene Ontology annotation, cellular component: plasma membrane; adherens junction; catenin complex.
UGCAUUCACUUGCAAAUCGUUUUGCUGGUAAAAGCCAGCGUUCCUCUCAGUCCCUAACCUUCCCAUGGUAAGUACUGCAGUUCUUUCAGCAGAGGCUUGCUGUGUUGUGUGAGAGAGGAUUUUUUUUUUCUUCCCUUAUUAAUCAGGAGCCCUGAAUGAAAGCCAAUCACAGGCUGAGCUUCCCCUUGGCUUUGCUUUCCUGCCUCUUAGAGUUAAAAGUGAUGCUGUGACUGUGAGGAAAAGACUGAGUUAGAAUCAAGUAGAAUCUUCCUUGGGAAAAUACAAGCACAAAUAGAGGGUAAAUAGAAGCAAAUGCUCAAGCUGUGGUGCUGAAUCGGACAAUACCACAUUUCCAGAUCAGCGGCAGAAUAAAAAAAAAAAGAUUUGAAAGCAUGGCAGAGACAAGGAUGAAGGCAUCAUAUAAGGAUAAUCACAACCUGUAAGGAAAUACUGAAAUUCAUCAUAAUAUUUCAAAUUGUUAUCCCAAGUGUGUGGGAACACUGAAACUAUGUUCUUUUGCUCAGCACUAAUAAUUCUCCUGUGGAUUUCUAAACCAAACCCCUGUGAUUCUGAGCUCUACUUUAAGAGGACUUCGGAUGAUCAACCACAACAAAUUCUGCAGCAUUUUUCUGUGAAUGAUGGAAAACUACUUAAUAGACAUAAACGUGGUUGGAUGUGGAAUCAAUUCUUUUUGUUAGAGGAGUACACUGGAUUGGAUUACCAAUAUGUAGGGAAGCUUCAUUCAGAUCAAGACAGAAGUGAUGGGAGCUUGAAAUAUAUUCUCUCAGGAGAUGGAGCAGGAACUCUUUUUGUCAUUGAUGAGAGAACAGGUGACAUUCAUGCCACACGACGCAUUGACAGAGAAGAAAAAGCCUAUUACACCUUGCGUGCCCAAGCAAUAAAUAGAAGGACGGGGAGACCUGUGGAACCGGAGUCAGAGUUUGUCAUAAAGAUACAUGACAUUAAUGAUAAUGAGCCAACUUUUCUAGAACACAUUUAUACUGCCAGUGUCCCUGAAAUGUCUGAUGUUGGCACCUUUGUUGUGCAAGUUACUGCUGUAGAUGCAGAUGAUCCUUCCUAUGGAAACAGUGCCAAAGUUAUUUACAGCAUACUUCAGGGACAACCAUAUUUUUCUGUGGAAUCUGAAACAGGUAUUAUUCGAACUGCAUUGCCAAACAUGAACCGAGAAAUAAGGGAACAUUACCAAGUUGUUAUCCAGGCCAAGGAUAUGGGUGGCCAAAUGGGAGGAUUGUCAGGAACAACCACUGUGAAUAUUUCUCUUACUGAUGUCAAUGACAAUCCACCUAGAUUUACUCAAAAUACUUACCAUCUUAGCAUCUCAGAAUCAUCUCCAGUUGGGACUACUGUUGGUCAUAUUAAAGCAGUGGAUGCUGAUAUUGGCAGAAAUGCUGAAGUACGUUAUAGAAUAACAGAUGGAGAUGAAAUGGGAAUGUUUGAAGUAACAACAGAGAGAGCAACACAAGAGGGUGCCAUAACUGUAAGAAAGAAACUGGAUUAUGAAAGUAAAAGGCUUUACACCUUAAAAAUGGAAGUAGAGAAUACGCAUGUGGAUUCACAUUUUCACUACCUGGGUCCCUUUAAAGACACUGCAACUGUGAAAAUCUCAGUGGAAGAUGCUGAUGAGCCUCCUGUGUUUGGAAGAGCUACCUAUUUGUUUAAGGUGCAUGAAGACAUUGAAUUAGGAACAAUAAUUGGAACUGUUAUGGCAAGAGAUCCUGACACCAUACCAAGCCCUAUAAGAUUUUCUCUGGAUCGCCAUACUGACCUUGACAGAAUUUUUAAUAUACACUCAGGAAAUGGAUCAAUUUAUACUGCAAAACCCUUGGACCGUGAAAUAUCCCAGUGGCAUAAUCUUAGCAUCAUAGCUACGGAAAUUAAUAAUCCUAAGCAAACAACACGGGCCACUGUUUACAUACUGAUUCUGGAUGUCAAUGACAAUGCACCACAAUUUGCAAUGUUUUAUGAUACGUUCGUUUGUGAAAAUGCAAGACCGGGGCAGUUAAUACAGACAAUAAGUGCAGUAGACAAAGAUGAACCUCCUGGUGGGCAAAAAUUCUUUUUCAGCUUAGCAUCUGUUAACCCAAAUUUCACAGUCCAAGAUAAUGAAGAUAACACAGCUCGGAUCUUAACAAGGAGGAAUGGAUUUAACAGGCAUGAAUUAAACACAUAUCUUUUACCAGUGGUUAUAUCUGACAAUGACUACCCAAUUCAAAGCAGUACUGGAACAUUAACCAUACGAGUAUGCAAUUGUGACAGCAAGGGAAACAUGCAGACUUGCAGUGCUGAGGCUUUACUCUUACCUGCUGGCCUGAGUACAGGCGCUUUAAUUGCAAUUCUGCUUUGCAUCAUCAUACUUCUGCUUAUUGUAGUGCUAUUUGCUGCCUUGAAAAGACAGAGAAAGAAGGAACCAUUAGUCCUGUCUAAAGAGGACAUUAGAGACAACAUUGUAAGCUACAAUGAUGAAGGAGGUGGAGAAGAAGAUACACAAGCCUUUGAUAUUGGUACACUCAGAAAUCCUGGUGCGAUUGAAGAUAAGAAACACCGUAGAGAUAUUGUCCCUGAAAGCCUGUUGUUACCAAGGAGAACUGCUUCUGUGCCAGACAAUACAGAUGUUCGUGAUUUCAUUAACCAAAGGCUAAAAGAGCAUGACAAUGAUCCUGUUGCACCACCAUAUGAUUCACUUGCAACAUAUGCAUAUGAAGGAAAUGAUUCUAUAGCUGAAUCUUUAAGUUCUUUAGAGUCUAGUACAACAGAAGGGGACCAAAACUAUGAAUACCUCAAGGAAUGGGGUCCUCGUUUCAACAAACUAGCUGAAAUGUACGGCAGUGGGGAGAGUGAUAAAGAUUCUUAACUUUCACAGUACGAUCAAUCUUUUUUAUUUGAAGCUAAAUGGAAUAAAUUUGCGGGCACUUGGAAAUAAUAUUAACAAUUUUAAAAUAUUUUUUUUUCUGACACUUGUCACAGUGUUAAAUAAUAACAAUAAUACAUUAAAAAUGAAAAAAAAAAAAAAAAAAAACUUUAUACCACAUUCAUUUAUUUCAUCCAUUUUUAUUCAAUGUAGAAUAUCACCCUAGAGAAUGACUAAUGUUAAUUAUAAGCCAUGGAAUAAAUGCCGUGGUUGCUUUGUUGUAUGUCAAAUCCAAUGAUCACUUUGAAGACUUGAACAGAAGAAUACUUCCUCGUACAAACUCAUGUACACAUUGCUUUUAUCGGGUAAUUUGGCUGCCUUCCCAUUUGCAGCAUUUUCUUGUUCUUUUUUUUUUUUUCAGAGGGAAACAGGAAACGAUUUUUCUGAUACAUUUCUGAUACAUUAUGUACAUUAAAAUGUACAGAAAAUGUACAUGUGAUGUUAGUGUAUUGAAGGUGGUGAAGAUAUAUGUUAGUAGAACUUCAUUUCAUCAGAUAGUAUCUUGCCAAUGUUUUAUAUUUAUAUUUUUGUAUUUAUUUUUAAGAAAUAAACCUGUUUUUACAACUUGCUUAAUGCCUAUAUAAUUCAGAUCAUAAACUAUAGGCAGUAUGGAUGAAAAAUGUCAAACCCAAUUGGAUAGUAGUAACCAAAAAGUGGAAAAAAAAGCAAAGAUAUUAACACUUUGGGGUUAUUUACUAAAUCAGUGUUUUUGUUGCACACCUGUAUUUGCUUUAGCUAAAACUGCAUCCAAACUCAAAACAAAAAUGUCAUAUAAACUAUAUUAGUCUUUAGAUGUUGUGGCUGCCCUACUUUUCUUCUUCCUGGAUUUUUUACUUUCUUUUUACCUGCCAAUCCUCCAAAUCCUAACCCUGGGUGGGUAUAUUUUUCUUCUGUGACCCAAAAGCUUCAAUCCAUGUGCACUCAGGCUCUCAAAUGGGGUGCAAGUCCACAAUGUCCACUGCUAAGAGUGCUGGCCCAGGAUGGAGCUCGGUUUAGCUACUGUGAUGGCUGUACAUCUUGUACAAUCCCUGUGGUCGAUGAUAUGUGGCAACCUCAGCCUGGACUCCAAUUAGGCCACAUCCCCAUGAUCAAUUCCAAGGGGUGGAGAGAAAUGCAUUGGGAGCAUGGCCAGGCUAAGGUUUCCACUUAUCAUCGAUCAUAGGGAUUUUACAAAUGUGCGGCUAUAGGGAGACCUUGCUUUACAUUUUUCUUCUACAGUAUCUAUGGAGCGAGCUAUGGUUACAACAAAAAUUAUUAUUAUUAUUAUUAUUAUUAUUAUUAUAAUUAUUAUUGCUAACUUUUAAGCUCUCAGGAAGUGCAUUUUUGGAAAGAAACAGGUAUUUUCUAUACUUGCUAAACAUUUUCCCUAGUUUGAAAGAAAAAUAAUGCCGUCACCCCAUCUAAUAACUGGUAAGCAUUUUAUCAGGGCCAGAUAUGCUUUAAAUGCCUUCUGAAUCAUUUAUCUAAAACAAGCAGAGAAAUAAGGAAUUCUGACAUUCUUCUGACAUUUAUUAAAGCCAGACACAGCCAGUUGAUUAGCAUUUUAAAAAGAAGUCUGGAAAUUACACAUUUUGUACUUCUCCUAUAACAGGUGUGCUAAAAGUUCAGAAUUUAAUUUAUAUUUAUUGUAUAACACAGUAAAACACAGAUCUGGUGGACAUGUAAAAUGUAUAACAUUAGUAAAUAAACCCCUUUAUUCUUACAGUGAUGCUCAUCAUAAACUUGAUUGAUGAUUUGC